AUGUCGACCCGGACGCGCCCCGGCCGCUCCGCACCGCGCGGAGCCCCCCGCACUCGCACUCGCCGAUCGCGGCGAACCGAAGACGACGAGAUACCACAAGUUUACCGAGAGAUGCUAGCUGAGGCGGAAGCACGGGAAACAAGCGAGUCAGGAAAUGAUAGACCGGCGAAGCGGUUCAAGCCGGCAGGAUACAGAGCGACACCUGCGCAGGCGCAAGUUGCGGAGCCUGCGGAACGAGAAACGCAAGCCAGGAACGCCGAGGAGAAUGCGGCUAAGCAAACGCAAACUGUAUAUAAUUCGCCGUCGGAGUCAGAAGAAUCGGAUUUGGAAUGGGAGGAAGUCGAUAUUCAGCACCCUGCGAAUACUGGGCCGACUUCGUCUGUGACGGAUGAUGCGCCGUUGCAGAUUACACUUGGACAGCAGGAUGACCGGAAGCGAAGGGCUGUCCGGCGUAAGCCUGUAACUGCGGCGGAGAGGAAGGUUCGACUUGAUGUUCAUAAAGCGCAUCUACUUUGCCUGUUGUGCCACGUCCAGCGGCGUAAUUUGUGGUGCAACGAUGAGGAAGUACAGGAAUCUCUUAAGAAAAUAUUAUCGAAGCACAUUAGAUCGCAGCUCAAUCCACCGGAGGAGAAACCGCAGCACACUAGAUCAGCAAUGUUUUUGGACGGCCUCAACCAGGCUGGGGAUGUUUUCUUCAGGCGAUUCAAAAUCACAAAACCUGGCUUACGGCGCCCACACUGGUCGGGCGAUGUUGAUGCUCUGAAACGACGAACGGAGGCUAUCAUCUCCGACGCUGAAGUGUUCCUUUCCAGAGACGACUUUCGCAAGCAGGCCAACUCAAUGCAAGGUUCUCGAGAUUUCGGCGCUCAGCUGUUCUGUGCACUGUUACGAUCUGUUGCCGUGGAGGCUAGGCUGGUCUGCUCGUUGCAGCCACUGUCAUUUUCAGGAGCGCAACUUCCGCCGAAGCCAGAGCCACAACCUAUCGUCAUAUCUUCCGACGAUCCAGAUACACUGACAGACGGUCAGUCAAAAUCCGAUUCAAGGCCCACGCCCAUUCGAAGGAUCGGUCGACCGGGUUUCAAACCAACGCGAGCGCCGACUACCACUACUCUUCCUUCAAGACCAGUACCAACCGAAUCAUCGUAUCCGGUGUUCUGGGUAGAGGCGUUCAAUGAAGCCUUCCAGAAAUGGGUCGUGAUUGAUCCCAUGGUCACCAAGACACUUGCAAAACCACACAAACUCGAACCUCCCUCUACCGAUCCUUUCAACCUCCUGAGCUAUGUCGUCGCAUUUGAAGAAGACGCAUCAGCGCGCGACGUCACCCGCCGCUAUACCAAAGUGUUCAACGCGAAAACCCGCAAACUCCGCGUCGAGUCGACCAAGAACGGUGAAGGCUGGUGGAAACGAGUCAUGGCACAUUUCGAGAAGCCAUUCUUAGAAGACCGUGAUGAGCUGGAGGUUGGCGAGCUCACCGCAAAGACGGCUUCCGAGCCCAUGCCGCGGAAUGUGCAGGAUUUCAAAGACCACCCGAUCUAUGCGUUGGAACGACAUCUCCGCCGUAAUGAGGUUAUAUUUCCAAAGCGGGUUACAGGGCAUGUUAGCCUUGGGAAGCCGGGUGGCAAGGGUCAGACUGAACCCAUCUAUCGACGCUCGGACGUUCAUACCCUGCGCAGUGCAAAUAAGUGGUACCGGCUUGGGCGGGAUAUCAAAGUGGGCGAGCAAGCUUUGAAACGGAUACCAGCACGAAACAAGGGAAUGACAUUGGACGAUGACGACGAACCUGAAGAAACCACGUUGUACGCCUUUUUCCAAACAGAACUUUACAAGCCGCCACCGGUCGUUCAAGGGCGAAUACCCAAGAAUGCAUUCGGGAAUUUGGAUGUCUAUGUGCCAAGUAUGGUUCCUCCCGGUGGAGUUCACAUCAGGCACUUGGAAGCUGCUCGUGCCGCACGUAUCCUGGGAAUUGACUACGCGGACGCCGUUACGGGGUUCAGCUUCAAAGGACGCCAUGGGACAGCCAUCGUUCAAGGGGUAGUUGUUGCCGAUGAGUACAGGGAAGCAGUGGUGGAAGUAUUGAGGGCCAUUGAGGAAGAGAAACUGCGCAACGAGCAGGAGGAACGAACUCUCGAAGUCCUGCGCACAUGGAAGAAUCUCCUGCUGAAGCUUCGCAUCGCCGAGCGAGUCAAAGGAUAUGCUAUUGAAGGCGAAGCAGACGAUGAGGCGAGUGCUCUGGAUCAGGCUGGGCCAGAAGAAGAGGGCGGUGGGUUCCUACCCGAAUCUGAUGCUGAAAUGGCGGACCCUCAGCCUGUUGCUGCACGAUCUCAUGAGUACGCUGGCGAGGACGAGGAGAUGGGUGGUGGGUUUCUACCAGAAUCUGAUGGCGAUGAACCCUCGCCUGUAUACCAAGAAGACAAACCCAAACCUGGUGACGACGACCAACGAAGCGAACCUGCACCUCCCGGCGAGCACAAUCAAGGUGGUGGCUUCAUGACUGUGGAUGAAGUUCCCAAGCCAGCUAUUCCUGAACCCCGCCGCACCAACAGACGAGUACGUACACACUAUGAUCUUGUCGUCGUGCCAAAUGGAACAGACAUACACCCUGAUGAACGACGCCCUCUCUUUUCCGAAUCUCGGACUAUCAAUCAAGCCCUUCAGACACCCAUCACAAGAGCAUUGGGAGACACCAUCGACGAGCCCAUUACUGUAGCAUCAUCAGUUAAUGACUCUGCGUCCGCCAGUGUCGAGAUUCUCUCCCGCGCGCCAUCCCAGGUCCAAUCUCGCGCUCCGUCUGUUGAAGUCGCGUCCGGGCCUGCGUCUCAGCAUUCUGAGCAUGAGGAUGAAGAGCGCGAGGGAUCUCUUCUGUCGGAGGACCCGGAGGAUGAAGAUGCGGUUCCUGAGUGGCUUAUGUCUGAUUGA
Aspergillus mulundensis is the source of this 2916-nucleotide messenger RNA. Its product is annotated as putative DNA repair protein Rad4. NCBI's taxonomy places the organism in Eukaryota, Fungi, Ascomycota, Eurotiomycetes, Eurotiales, Aspergillaceae. The record is from RefSeq and is a predicted model, not a curated record. Gene Ontology annotation, biological process: mismatch repair; nucleotide-excision repair. Gene Ontology annotation, cellular component: cytoplasm; nucleotide-excision repair factor 2 complex; XPC complex. The transcript has 4 exons. The coding region runs from base 1 to 2916 and encodes 971 amino acids. Gene Ontology annotation, molecular function: damaged DNA binding; single-stranded DNA binding.